UUGUCUCAACUUUCAGGCAGUGUUAUAAGUAUAGGAGCAGCGGUGGGGUCAGCGGCCACAGCAGUGCCUCAGGUGUGGCUGGGUCAGCGGGUGACACUCCUCUUCGCUCUGCCUGUGGCUCUCGCCGCCUGGGUGACUCUGGCCGCCUCCCCCAACGUCUGGGUGGCAAUAGCCGCCCGGGCUGUCCAGGGCCUCACUGUGGGCUUCAUCGCAGGCCCCUCAAACAACUAUGUGGCGGAACUGGCCCACAGCAAUCUACGGGGACUACUCGUCGGUACUCUCAACACUUCAGAACAACUUGGCUACCUUCUGGUGUAUGCCGUAGGCAGCUCAAGUCUCUCGUGGCGGCAGGUGGCGCUGGUGUGUGGCUUCCUCACCACCGUCCUCCCCUUCCUGGGGCUCCUUCUCCUGCCUGACUCACCUCGCUGGCUCGCCGCUCGUCACAGACUUCUGGAUGCUCACAAGGCUCUCAUCUUCUUCAGGGGACCUCACUACGACUCACACGCCGAACUGGUAGAAAUAACAGACCAACUGCCGAAAAAGAUUAGCACUAAGAAUCAGUUUAAAAAGAUGAGAGAUCCCAGCAUACUUACGUCAUUACUCUUGCUAUCCGUUUUAUUCUUAGCUUCUCAUUUCUCAGGAAGGAUUGUCGUCAGUGUGUACUUAGUUCCUAUUUUUGCUUCAGCCGAGGUAGACGUGUGCCCGUACACGAGUGCUGUUAUUAUAGGAGUUGUGAGGGUUUUAGCCACUUUCCUUUAUCUAGGUGUUGUAGAGCGCAUCAACCGCAAACCUUUGUUUAUAUCUUCCUUCCUCACCUGUGCCCUGGCUUUAGCUAUGUUCGGGACUUUCUUCUAUGAACAAGAUAUCUUAGAUAAUACGAACAGUAUAAAGUGGUUACCUCUUGCAUCAGUGGCGACCUUCUGUUGCUUUAAUAACAUUGGAUUUUCGGUUCUUUCCUUAAUACGUUCAGAGAUUCUUCCCACGUCGGUGCGAUCAACAGCCGUCACCGUUCUAUACUUCUUGUUCUAUAUAGGAGCCUUCGUGGCGAGUCAGACCUUCAUGUCCGUGGUAGGUUCACUGGGGAAGCACGGGGCAUUCUGGCUCUACUGCUGCUUUAACCUGUUGAUGGCGGUGGUGGGUGGCCUCAACCUACCGGAGACCCGAAGACGAUCCCUGGAGGAAAUUACUGCACGCGACCCACACCAGCCCACCAAAUCCACCAGGAACCCAAACCAGCCCACCAAACCCACCCGCAACCAACAUCAGUUCACUAAACCCGCCCGCAACCCACAUCAGCCCACCCGCGACCCACACCAGCCCACCAAACCCGCCAGCGACCACCUCAAAUCCACUCACUUCGGAAACAGCCAUGAGCAAUCUAUUAGGCAGCACAUUAUUACCACCACAGGUACUCCCAGCAUAUCAACAAGUUUAUACAAUGCAUCUAUGACCACGGUAUGUCCCCUGCAACACGUCCACCACCAAUUCGAGUUCAUCCCCGACAAAGGCAAAUCUUUUCAGGACCAUCUGAAACCUACACAACCCUCCCAUACCCACAGCAAGUCCACACAACCCUCCAAUAUCCACAACAAGUCCAUACAACCCUUCAAUACCCACAACAAGUCCAUACAACCCUCCAAUACCCACAACAAGUCCAUACAACCCUCCAAUAUCCACAACAAGUCCAUACAACCCUUCAAUACCCACAACAAGUCCAUACAACCCGCCCAUAUCCACAACAAGUCCAUACAACCAGCCCAUAUCCACAACAAGUCCAUACAACCCUUCCAUACCCACAACAAGUCCAUACAACCAGCCCAUAUCCACAACAAGUCCAUACAACCAGCCCAUAUCCACAACAAGUCCAUACAACCCUUCCAUACCCACAACAAGUCCAUACAACCCUCCAAUACCCACAACAAGUCCAUAUCAUAUCCACAACAAGUCCAUACAACCCUCCAAUAUCACAACAAGUCCAUACAACCCGUCCAUAUCCACAACAAGUCCAUACAACCCGUCCAUAUCCACAACCACACCCGCCCAUAUCCACAACAAGUCCAUACAACCCGCUCAUAUCCACAACAAGUCCAUACAACCCUCCAAUACCCACAACAAGUCCACAACCCGCUCAUAUCCACAACAAGUCCAUACAACCCUCCAAUAUCCACAACAAGUCCAUACAACCCUCCAAUACCCACAACAAGUCCAUACAACCAGCCCAUAUCCACAACAAGUCCAUACAACCCUUCCAUACCCACAACAAGUCCAUACAACCCGUCCAUAUCCACAACAAGUCCAUACAACCCUCCAAUACCCACAACAAGUCCAUACAACCCGCUCAUAUCCACAACAAGUCCAUACAACCCUCCAAUAUCCACAACAAGUCCAUACAACCCUCCAAUACCCACAACAAGUCCAUACAACCAGCCCAUAUCCACAACAAGUCCAUACAACCCUCCAAUAUCCACAACAAGUCCAUACAACCCUCCAAUACCCACAACAAGUCCAUACAACCCUCCAAUAUCCACAACAAGUCCAUACAACCCUCCAAUAUCCACAACAAAUCCAUACAACCCUCCAAUAUCCACAACAAGUCCAUACAACCUUCCACCAACAGCCAACUACAAGUCCAUCAACGAACGAGAUAAAUAA
Homarus americanus (American lobster) is the source of this 2652-nucleotide messenger RNA. Its product is annotated as flocculation protein FLO11-like. Gene Ontology annotation, biological process: transmembrane transport. NCBI's taxonomy places the organism in Eukaryota, Metazoa, Arthropoda, Malacostraca, Decapoda, Nephropidae. The annotation marks the transcript as partial. The record is from RefSeq and is a predicted model, not a curated record. The transcript has a single exon. Gene Ontology annotation, cellular component: membrane. Gene Ontology annotation, molecular function: transmembrane transporter activity.